AUGCGGCUCUGGUCGGGCCCGGUGGCGGCGGCGCUGCUCCUGAUCGCCGCGCUUCUGCCGGCGUCCCAGCCCCGCGAGGCCCUCGCCCGCCGCCCGUCGCCCGCCGCCCCGCGACGGCUGAGCGGGCGCGAGUUGCAGCGCGAGGUUCUGGCGCUCCUGGGCCUCCCCGGCGGACCCCGCCGCCCGCCGCCCGCCGCCCGCAAGACGCGCCCGCGCCGCCCCGCCCCCCGCCCGCCGCCGCGCCGCUCUUUCAUGCUGGGCCUGUACCGCGCCUUGGCCCGCCAGGACGACGCCGAGGACAGCCCCGCGCUUAGCGCAGCCGCCGACGGCGCGGACACCGUCAUGAGCUUCGUCAAUCUGGUUGAGCUGGACAGAGGCAUUUUCCAGAAGAAGCCUUACUGGAAAGAAUUCAGGUUCGACUUAACUCAGAUCCCAACGGGGGAGACUGUCAUGGCGGCCGAAUUCCGAAUUUACAAGAUGAAAAGUUACACCUGCCAUGUUAAUCAGACCCUUCACAUCAGCGUUUACGAGGUCAUCCAGGAGCACCCAAGCAGGGAAUCCAAGCUUAUGUUCUUAGAUCUUCAGGAAACUCUGGCUGGCAUGGAUGGAUGGCUGACCUUCGAUGUCACAGCUGCUAGCAACCACUGGUUGUUGAACCGGAAAUACAAUUUGGGGCUGAGACUUUAUGUGGAGACAGAGGAUGGAGAGAGUGUGGAUCCAGGACUGGGCGGCCUCUUGGGUCGCCAUGGACCACGUUCCAAGCAGCCCUUCGUGGUGACCUUUUUCCAGGAGAGCGAAAACCAGGUCAGGCUCCCCCGAGCAGCCAAGCAGGCAAAACGACGACCGCAGCACAGGAAGACCUACAGCUUCCCACACUCCAACAGGCUCCCGGGGCUUUUUGAUGAUGUCUAUGUUUCUGAACACAGCCAGGUCUGCAGAAGGCAUGAGCUGAAUGUCAAGUUUCAAGAUUUUGAUUGGCUGGACUGGGUGAUUGCCCCCCAGAGUUACCCCGCAUUCUACUGUGAUGGAGAGUGUCUGUUUCCCCUGAAUUCCUCCAUGAAUGCCACCAACCAUGCCAUCGUCCAGUCGCUGGUCCACCUGAUGAAGCCCGAAUCUAUUCCCAAGGCCUGCUGUGCCCCCACGAAGCUCAGUGCCAUCUUUGUUCUCUUUUAUGACAGCAACAACAAUGUUAUCCUCAGGAAAAAGCGGAAUAUGGUGGUGAAGUCCUGCGGCUGCCACUAACACUGUGGCCAAUCCAGGCCCUUUCUGGGGAAGCAGGCACUUGACACGGAUGGGGGAGCACGGUUACUACCUGCUUCUAAGAGGAAGAGCCCUCGAUGGACAGGGAAAGAGCGUCUGCCUGCCCCAUGGACUGGGACGAAGGAGGGCCAGCCCCAGACCUGUGGACAACAGGGCCCUGCCAUGGACUCCCACUGCCGGCAGAGGUGCUGCUUAAGCUGUUUGUUUGGUUAAGACCAAACAAACAGAGAAACAGCUUUGCCAAGGAAACGAACAGAUGAACAGGCUGCAAACAUUGCUUUAGCUUGUAUUUUGGAGUGGCCUCUUCCACCCCCUCCCUGAUCCUGCACCACAAAUUACAUUAAACCAAACACAUCAAAUAGACUUAUUUUGUGCAAAUGCAGGCUGCAGUUUAUCAAAUAGCUGUAAUUCUGCAACAAGCAAGAGGAGUGGCUGCUUGGCAGGGAGCCCCAGAUGUGGGCAGCUCUCUGCAGCUGGCAAGCCUUCCUGGUCCCAAGAGCACCAUUUCCAGGGCCCGAGCAGAACCGUAGCCAGGCACUUCCUUGGCAGCCCCUUCCCAACUUUGCUCUGUUCUCACAUGGCUGCGAUCCAGAGACAGCCCUGCCACAGGUGCCCAGAGACUUUGGCAUAAACCAACAUUGGCACCUUGUGGCAUUCCUCCUGAAGCAACGGCCUCCAGAGGCUCUGCUGUCAAUUCUGCCAAGUGGAGAGACACCCCCCCCCACCCCAGGGGCAAGAUGUUCAGAAGGCAUCACGCCUUCCAGUUCAGCCUUGAUCAACUAGGGAGGAGAGAGCAGCUGAGAGACUGGGCCGGUGGGUGGAGGGGAACAGUUUAGCCUGCUUAUAAAUGCAAAGUUACCUAAUUUCACAUUUUGCAAUCAUACCCAAACAGAAGCACAUGGAUCAUUAGAAAUUCAUACCUCUCCAAAUUUUGCCUUGAAAUGUUAAAAGGUAAUCUCUAUAGUAAAUGGAAUAUAUAUCUUGCAUGGAAGUUGGGUAUGUAAUGCAUUAGCUAAGAAUAAUUGCUUAUAGCCGAUGUACAUUAAAUCAGAUUGCAAAUGAAUAUGUAAAUAAGAAAUAUGCACAAGUUGUAGCACAAACUUCUUAAGAAAAUCGAUGCUAUUUAGUUUGGAAGGGAGGAAUUUGCGAAUGGAAAGAAAAGAGGAAAUGAAGCAAUUUGAAUAAAUGUCUGUUGCAGCAUU
Messenger RNA from Pantherophis guttatus, 2462 nucleotides. It is a transcript of the gene BMP8A, whose product is annotated as bone morphogenetic protein 8a. Gene Ontology annotation, molecular function: cytokine activity; growth factor activity. Gene Ontology annotation, cellular component: extracellular region. The record is from RefSeq and is a predicted model, not a curated record. Lineage: Eukaryota; Metazoa; Chordata; Lepidosauria; Squamata; Colubridae.